AUGGAGAAAAUUGUGCAAAAUACUGAUCAUGAUGCUCUUACUUGUAAAUUGAGUGCAAUUUCUACUAGAUACAUUCCUUGUCCUUUGGUGCAUAAGGAUUAUUUUAAUUAUAACGAUAUUUAUCUGUCGUACUAUCAGACUUUGAAGACUCUGCUCAGCCGUAGAGACCAAGGUUCGAUCAAUAGAGCUCUUCGAAACUCUUAUCCGGUGAUGAACUAUGGCACAUAUUUGAGAACGGUUAGUAUCGACUCAUUAUUGAACAGUUACUUAGAUGAAAGGGUGUCUAAUGAAUACAUACAGGUGGUUAACCUAGGGUGCGGCUCUGAUUUGAGGUUUGUGCAUCUUUUGAACAAUUUUAAGAACAUCAAGUAUAUAGAUGUUGAUUUUAAGGAUGCGUUGGAAUUGAAAGGGAAGGUACUUAGGACAAACUUAAAGUUCAAACAAGCGCUGAAGCUUGAUACUGAAAUUAUGGAUAAGACAGAAAAUGGAAGUCAAUUGAUACAUACCGAGAAUUAUGUUAUGAUGGAGGGAGAUUUAAAGGAUACAAGCGAUAUAAUUACCAAAUUAUCGAGAUAUACUGAUACAAACGCUAAGACUGUUUUCAUUACAGAAUGUGCUCUAUGCUAUUUACCUGACAUUGCUGCACAAAGAUUAAUAGAUAAGAUUAUAGACACUUUUGAUUCUGGUUAUUGGAUAUCAUAUGAUCCAAUCGGAGGGAACCAAGAGAAGGACAAGGACAGGUUUGGAAAAAUCAUGCAAGAUAACUUAAAAUCAUCAAGAGAUCUAGAACUACCCACACUAUUAAAAUACUUUUCGGAGGAUUUGUACUCCUCUAGAUUUACACAACAUACUAACAGUUCUAAAAAAAUUACUGUUAAUAUUAAGAAUCUUUGGGAAUUUUACUUACAAUCGAUUAAUGAUAAUGAGAAAAAAAGACUUCAAAAAUUACAAUUCUUAGAUGAAAUAGAAGAAUUAAAAAUAAUGCAAUCCCAUUAUAUAAUAUUAAAUGCACAAUGGUAG
This is a messenger RNA of Tetrapisispora phaffii CBS 4417, 1020 nucleotides long. It is a transcript of the gene PPM1, whose product is annotated as leucine carboxy methyltransferase. Gene Ontology annotation, biological process: C-terminal protein methylation. Bases 1 to 1020 code for a protein of 339 amino acids. The transcript has a single exon. The record is from RefSeq and is a predicted model, not a curated record. NCBI's taxonomy places the organism in Eukaryota, Fungi, Ascomycota, Saccharomycetes, Saccharomycetales, Saccharomycetaceae. Gene Ontology annotation, molecular function: protein C-terminal leucine carboxyl O-methyltransferase activity.